This is a messenger RNA of Peronospora farinosa, 522 nucleotides long. Lineage: Eukaryota; Oomycota; Peronosporomycetes; Peronosporales; Peronosporaceae. The record is from the annotation of a GenBank genome assembly.
AUGGCGAGCAAGCGUCUAGACGCUGUCAAGUUGGCCAAGAGCUCCCGUUGGGACGAGUUACGACGUCUUGUUGAGGUCGAGCCGGCCACUGCCCAGCAAGUGGAUUCAUACGGGAUGUUACCACUUCAUUGGGCAUGUACGGAACCGCAGUCCAUUAGUGAAAGUGUUCUCUUAGCGUUACUUAAGGCCUUUCCAUUGGGGGCCCGGGCGUUCAAUACGGCCGAAAUGUUACCACUUCAAAUUGCAAUUAAGGCCCAGGCACGGAUUGAAUGGCUACAGGCGUUAUUAGCGUCGUAUCCCGAUGCCGUCCUCAAGAAGUCACCAAAUGGAGAAACGGCAUUACAAUUGGCACGGACAGCAAAAUUGCCUCCUCGUAGUAUGAAACUAUUGGAAGAAAUGUAUCAUCAUGUCUGUACAAAAGAAGGACUGCCGGAUCAGUUGGCAAUGGAAAAAGCACAAGAAGAAGCAGAAGAAGCAGAAGAAGAGGGACAAAAGUACAAGAAGAAAAUCAUCAUCAUUUGA